GUUGACGAUUGGUUCAUGUGCGCGGACAAAAGAAGUGACUGCAGAGCAGACUUCAGCCGAAGCAGCUUCUGUGUGUGUUCCCUGUGAGGGUGUGCGCGAGUGUGUGUGUGGGUCCAUGCGUGCGUGAGGGCAACGAAUGACUCGCUCGAGGGUUGAGGGCAGCGCGUGCUUUUAGUUAAAGUCAAGCGUGCUCAAGUUUUAAAGUGCGCCGCAAGCAGCUCGCUCAAAGGACUCAUCGAAGCUCCUGUAGCUAGACUUAAUUCAAUUCAAUUAAAAUUAACUCAACAUUCUUAAGCUAAGCAGUUAGUUAAAAGUUAAUCAAUACAUAAAUUACACAUCAAUAAAAAUACACAUAAUACCUAUAUAAAUAUAUACACUUAUAUAUUAGCUAAUCAACAUUAUAAACUAAGGUAAUCAACGCAAUACGAAGCCACGCUUUAACGAUAAAAAACAAUCAAACUCUUGGCAAAAUACCAAACGCGCAGUUGAGCAGGCAACGAAGUCUUUGCAAGCUGCCACGCGCUCAAUAAGGGACAACAGCUGCCUCUGGUUGUUGCAACAAAUUAAGGUAAAAACAUACCCGAAAGUUACACAAAAAACGCGCAUUCGAUAAAAAAAAAAAACAACAAACAACACGAAGAACUUACAAGUGGAAAAUUCUCACCGAAUUUGUAGCAAAAGCAAAUAGCAAUACAAAAUGCAUUCGAGGCUAAAAUUCUUGGCAUAUUUACAUUUAAUGUGCGCUGGCAGCAUUUGUUGGCUGGAAUUUAGCGCAGCUCAGCAGCAGCAGCAGCAACAACAGUUGCAACAACAAUCUGCAUCGUUAACCGAGAAAAUACCAUUAGGCGCCAUCUUUGAGCAGGGCACGGACGAUGUGCAAUCAGCCUUUAAAUAUGCAAUGCUCAAUCACAAUCUGAAUGUCAGUGCGCGUCGCUUUGAGCUGCAGGCGUAUGUUGAUGUCAUCAAUACGGCGGAUGCAUUCAAAUUAUCGCGCUUGAUUUGCAAUCAAUUCUCGCGCGGAGUCUACUCAAUGCUGGGCGCCGUAUCGCCGGACUCGUUUGACACAUUGCACUCCUAUUCGAAUACGUUCCAAAUGCCAUUCGUGACGCCCUGGUUUCCGGAAAAGGUGCUCACCCCGUCAUCAGGCCUGUUGGAUUUCGCAAUCAGCAUGCGUCCGGAUUAUCAUCAGGCAAUUAUUGAUACCAUACAAUACUACGGCUGGCAAAGCAUUAUUUAUCUAUACGAUUCGCAUGAUGGCUUACUGCGCCUGCAGCAAAUCUAUCAAGAACUGAAGCCCGGAAAUGAAACAUUUCGUGUGCAAAUGGUCAAACGCAUCGCCAACGUAACGAUGGCCAUUGAAUUUUUGCACACGAUGGAGGAUUUGGGGCGCUUCAGCAAAAAGCGCAUCGUGCUCGACUGCCCGGCGGAAAUGGCCAAAGAGAUCAUCAUACAGCAUGUGCGGGACGUAAAGCUUGGCAGGCGCACCUAUCAUUACCUGCUCAGCGGCCUGGUCAUGGAUAACCACUGGCCCAGCGACGUUGUGGAGUUUGGAGCCAUCAACAUCACCGGCUUUCGCAUUGUGGACACUAAUCGGCGCGCCUUGCGUGAUUUCCAUGACAGCCGGAAGCGCUUAGAGCCAGCGAGUGGUGCCGGCACAGCAGGCGGCGGCGGCAGUCAGCCAGCUAUUUCGGCACAGGCAGCGCUCAUGUACGAUGCGGUCUUUGUGCUUGUCGAGGCCUUCAAUCGCAUUCUGCGCAAGAAGCCGGAUCAGUUUCGUGCCAAUCAUCUACAGCGUCGCAGUCAUACGGGCGGCCCGGGCGGCACCAACUCGCUGAACGAAUCGAGCGCCCUGCUCGACUGCAGCACAUCCAAGGGCUGGGUCACACCCUGGGAGCAAGGAGAGAAAAUCUCACGGGUGCUGCGCAAGGUGGAAAUCGAUGGAUUAACUGGUGCUGUGCGCUUUGAUGAUGACGGCCGGCGAGUCAACUACACGUUGCAGGUGGUGGAGAUGUCUGUGAACAGCACGCUGCAACAGGUGGCUGAGUGGCGGGACGAUGUGGGCUUCCUGCCGUUCCAUGGGCAUCGCACUCACGGCAGCAGCUCGCGCACAACGGCCGCCAGCAAUGGGGAUUAUACACGCAAUCACACGUACAUUGUGACCAGUGUGCUGGAGGAGCCAUAUCUAAUGCAUAAGGCUAGCUAUGGCCAACAGCUGGUUGGCAACGAACGCUUUGAGGGAUAUUGCAAGGAUAUGGCUGAGCUGAUUGCCACCAGGCUGGGCAUUAAAUGUGAGUUCCGAUUUCCACUUCUGAAUCUGUUCAACAGAAAUUGUUAUUCUCGCUGCUUUUCUUUCACAUUGUCAGUUGAGCUGCGACUGGUGCAGGAUGGCAGCUACGGUGCCGAGAAUCAGUUUGCACCGGGCGGCUGGGACGGCAUGGUGGGUGAGCUGGUGCGCAAGGUGAGAAACAGACACAGACACACGGCUGACAAUAGUUGUCAACACUUUGUAACUGCUUUAUUGUCGUUGGCCUUAAAGGAGGCGGACAUUGCGAUUGCAGCGAUGACGAUUACGGCGGAACGGGAGCGCGUCAUAGACUUUACCAAGCCCUUCAUGUCCCUGGGCAUCUCCAUAAUGAUCAAGAAGCCAGUGAAACAAACUCCAGGUGUCUUCAGCUUUCUGAAUCCUCUCUCGCAGGAGAUAUGGAUAAGUGUCAUCUUGAGUUACGUGGGCGUAAGCCUUGUACUUUACUUUGUCACGCGGUUGCCGCCCCACGAGUGGCGCAUAGUGCGUCGUUCGACAAAUGAAACGAAUUCACAGCAACAGCCACCGGGCAUCAUUGGUGGUGUCCAAUUGACCGAACCACCCGAGCAACAUCAGCCGGCAGCGGUGCCACUGAAUGAGUUUAGUCUGCUCAACUCCUUUUGGUAUUCGCUGGCUGCCUUUAUGCAGCAGGGCUGCGACCUGACACCACCCUCGAUAGCUGGACGCAUUGCUGCCGCCGUUUGGUGGUUCUUUACCAUCAUAUUGAUCUCGUCCUACACAGCCAAUUUGGCUGCAUUCCUCACUGUGGAACGCAUGGUGGCGCCCAUCAAAUCGCCCGAGGAUCUGGCCAUGCAAACCGAUGUACAGUACGGCACCCUGCUGCAUGGCUCCACCUGGGACUUCUUUCAUCGCUCGAAGAUUGGCCUGCACAGCAAAAUGUGGGAGUACAUGAAUGGCAAUCCGCACCUGUCCGUGCGCACCUACGACGAGGGCAUCCGACGUGUGCGCACCUCCAAGGGCAAGUACGCCCUGCUCGUGGAGUCGCCAAAGAAUGAAUAUGUUAACGCGCGAGCUCCCUGUGACACCAUGAAAGUGGGUCGCAACAUAGACACCAAGGGCUUUGGCAUAGCCACGCCCAUUGGUUCGCCACUGCGGAAUCGUCUCAAUUUGGCUGUGUUGUCGCUCAAGGAGAACGGCGAACUGCUCAAGUUGCGCAACAAAUGGUGGUUUGACAAAACCGAAUGUAAUCCCAAUUUGGACAGCCAGGAGACCUCCACACCCAACGAGCUCUCACUGAGCAAUGUGGCUGGCAUCUAUUACGUAUUAAUUGGCGGUCUGCUGCUCGCCGUCGUGGUGGCCAUACUCGAGUUUAUUUGCCGCAGCAAGACGUCGCGUCGAAAGGUGCCCGCCAAUGGCUCCACUGGCGGCAUGUUGGGCUCCUCUACAUAUCAGCGGGACUCUCUCUCGGAUGCCAUCAUGCAGUCCCAAGCCAAGCUCGCCAUGCAGGCGGGCAGCGACUACGACGAGCGUCUAGUGGGCGUUGAGGUGAGCUUCCACUUCAUUUCCAAUAAAUACCCAAGAGCUCUAAAUUCACAUAUAUUACACUUGCUCUUCCAGUUGGCAUCCAAUGUCCGCUAUCAGUACAGCAUGUAAAUGCAAUUGGUCUCCAAGUAAACUUGUAUAUAGCAUUUGAAACGCAUUAACUAAACGACGCUGGCGAUCAAUGGCAAAGUUGUCGACGGAGCAGUUGGCAUUCGGCAGGCGGCGGCGUUCUAAAACUGUACAGCAUAAUUAUUUGUAUUUUU
Drosophila hydei is the source of this 4068-nucleotide messenger RNA. RefSeq names its product glutamate receptor 1 (gene GluRIA). The record is from RefSeq and is a predicted model, not a curated record. Gene Ontology annotation, cellular component: postsynaptic membrane; plasma membrane. The coding region runs from base 698 to 3916 and encodes 1072 amino acids. Gene Ontology annotation, molecular function: transmitter-gated monoatomic ion channel activity involved in regulation of postsynaptic membrane potential; glutamate-gated receptor activity. Gene Ontology annotation, biological process: modulation of chemical synaptic transmission; synaptic transmission, glutamatergic. The transcript is spliced from 11 exons. NCBI's taxonomy places the organism in Eukaryota, Metazoa, Arthropoda, Insecta, Diptera, Drosophilidae.